This is a messenger RNA of Linepithema humile (Argentine ant), 4235 nucleotides long. RefSeq names its product sodium- and chloride-dependent transporter XTRP3. Lineage: Eukaryota; Metazoa; Arthropoda; Insecta; Hymenoptera; Formicidae. The record is from RefSeq and is a predicted model, not a curated record. Gene Ontology annotation, biological process: sodium ion transmembrane transport. Gene Ontology annotation, cellular component: plasma membrane.
CUCGCGCACAUCGUCGCGCACCAGCGGCAGCUCAGUCCGAUAUCGACGUUCGAACAAGACGCAUAUUCACCGUGCCACCGACACUGCGAAAUUCGACGCGGGCUCGCGGUGUCCGCGCUACUCGCCUUUCUGCUGACGAUAACAUAGAACAACGAAGAACGCGGAGCAACGGAGGCGAGACUCGGGGGCGGAGAAGUGGUACACAUGGGUACCAAAUCCUCCGGAGAUUUCGCUCUGCAACGACAGAUGUGCGUCCGCUGCAACGUCGGUCCGACACGUCCGAAGACUAUCGAGUUUAAGUAACAAGCUUUCGCUGAGAUUGUGAUUAUUUCGAUCGACUCUCUGUGCCGUGGCGAAUCCGAGACAACGACGAGGACGACGACGACGACGACGAAAAGCGCAACGUUAACGUCGACGAUCACGUCUUCCUCGCGCGCAGAGUCGAGCCGAGGGAGACCAACUAUGAUGCUGAACUCGUGAUUUCCAAUCGUACCGAUUUCCAAUUACACGGCAGCGACUUAAAAGCAGUUCGACCACAUGAGUUAGAAAGAUUGCCAACGUUGAUUUUGGCUGAAACCGAAGAGGCACUCAAUCAAAGGCUGACGAGAAUAAUCCUUCCGCGCAAAUCGAGCUAUUUCAGAUUGCAAAUAAUCACAUCAUCAGCUGCUCCGAGAAGCCAGAAAUUAAAUCUCCUCCUCUCGUCCUUGUUUCUCUCAUUUUGUUCUGCUUUCCGACUUUUCGUCUCUCUCUUUCUCCUCCGCUCUGUCUCUCUCCCCCUCAUUUAGAUAUCUCGCUUCCGCGCGGAGGAUCGAUCGAUAUUUCGUCCCGACGGUAGCUAUUAACGACAAGCGUACUUUCAUUCGCCUGUUCCCACUCUGUUCUUCACGCUACGAUUGCUUCCAAACGUAACGCAAGGUGCAAACCCCUCGCUUCUUCCAUCAAUGUCAGGUGGCGCGUGCUAACUCCGCGUAUCCUCUGCGCGUCGAUAUCCUUUAACAGCUCACGUGACCGGAGGUCGCGGAUUCCUUCGUAACGUCGCGUAACCCGGCGCUCGAUUUUUAUUGGGUCAACCCUCAAAACCCCUCUCCGUCUCGCGAAAUAAAUCCUGACUCAUCUUUGACGUAUCCUUUUGCAUACCCUCGCACUCUCUCCGCCCCGCAAGCCGUUCCUACGCGGUCGCGCGUAUGCGUCCGCAAACAGUCAAUAAGAAGUAUCAUCGAAACACACACGAAUCGAAGAAGGACAGCCGAGACUCAGAUAUAAAGACUAUUUCCUUUUGUUCGCCGAGAAGAGUACACAUAAUACUAGCGAGAGCGGAUUGUCGUCGGUUGCUGCUCGCGGGAAGGACCGAUCUCAGUAUUUUUACACGACGGCGUGAAGCACUGUUAAUAUUGCGAUAAAAUAGUGAGAAGAUAACUACUCUUAUACUGCUGUUAUUGUUAUAUUGUUGUUAAGACUAUUAAGACUAUUGUUAAUCCCCCGUUGUUGUUGCACAUUCGCUGUUCACCGCCGACUGUUAUUAUCGCGAAAUCGAUCGAUUUCGCGACGCGACGGUGUAACAGCGACAGUGGUGAGAAAGAAAAAUACCCGCGACUUUACGAGGACACGCGUGCUUUUGUCGAAUCGUGUCGGGAACGAGAAGGACAGAGAAGAAUCCGAGCAACGAGUCAGUGUACAUAAAGCGGGAAAGGAAAUAAACAGACAGCAGGAAGCGGAGGUGACACGUGGGUUCGUGGGACAAAUAAACACCGACUGUGCAAAAAGUCUCAUUUAAGUACACUGUUUUCGCGGUGAUCGAUUCUUUGUAUACCCUUCGGGACCCCACGGGAGAAUGGUAGUCAAGACCGAGACCGCGAGAAAUGGGCACGAGUUGGCACCGUUGAACGAAAACCGCCAACUCCAGAACGUGACGAUCGUGGCGGAAAGUCAAAAUGUCGCGGACGGCCCGGAGGCGAAUGAGAACAGAGCGGCAUGGAGCGGGAAAAUGCAAUUCUUCCUCAGUAUUAUCGGGUACAGCGUGGGUCUGGGCAAUAUCUGGAGGUUUCCCUAUCUGUGCCAACAGAACGGAGGUGGUGCCUUCCUCAUCCCUUUUUUUGUGAUGCUCAUCCUAGAGGGUGUACCCCUCUUUCUGAUUGAGCUGGGCCUCGGGCAACGUAUGCGGCAGGGUGCUCUGGGUGUUUGGAACACUAUACACCCUUGGUUAGGCGGCAUAGGAAUCGCGUCUUGUAUAGUUACUUUUUUCGUCGCGCUUUACUACAACGUAAUUAUUACCUGGUGCUUCUACUACCUCUUCAACUCGCUCGGGGCUGUCACGAUCAAUUUUGGUCAAUCACUGCCGUGGGCAACGUGCCCCGAAAAGAACGGGGAAGUGAUCGAGGAAUGUGCCAAGAGUUCGGAGACCGCAUAUUUUUGGUACAGGGUUACCCUGGACGCGGCACCGUCGAUCGAGGACGGCCAAGGUCUCAAGUGGUGGAUCGUACUUUGCCUCUUGCUCAGCUGGAUCGUCGUCUUCUUCAUCGUAAUGAAGGGAAUACAAUCGUCCGGCAAAGUGGUAUACUUUACGUCCAUGUUCCCGUAUCUCGUGCUGACCAUCUUUUUCAUUCGCGGGAUAACGUUGAAAGGCGCGAGCGCCGGACUGGCGCACAUGUACACACCGAAGGUCGAGAAACUGUUGGAACCUACGGUCUGGCUUGAUGCGGCGACUCAGGUCUUCUAUAGCUUCGGGCUGGCGUUCGGUUCCCUGAUCGCGUUCGGCAGCUACAACACUCCGAAUAACAACUGCGUUCGGGACGUGAUCCUGGUGAGCGUGUGCAACGCGUUUACUGCCAUUUACGCGAGCGUUGUCAUUUUCGCCAUUUUGGGGUUCAAGGCAAUGUCAAACGUGGAGAAGUGCGUUGUCAGCGCGAGGGACACCCUGGUACAUAAUGGGCUCUUGAAUAGCACCAUGCCGUUCGCCCUCGAGGACUACGAACGCUUUAUGAAGACCUUCAACUCUUCGGCAGUGAACUUCACAAUGAGACCGUGUAGUCUCGCCGAGGAACUGAACAGCGCCGCCGAGGGUACCGGGCUGGCUUUCAUCAUAUUUACACAGGCGAUCGUGGAGCUGCCGGGCGCGCCGUUCUGGUCUUGCAUCUUCUUCCUCAUGCUUCUCGCCCUUGGUCUGGGCUCGCAAAUCGGAAUACUCGAAGGCAUGCUGUGCGUAAUCUUCGACAUAGAUCUUUUCAAAAGAAUAAAAAAGCAAUACAUGACGGGAGUCGUUUGCGUCGUGUGCUUUUUCGUCGGGCUUAUCUUCUGCACCGGUGCCGGAGAGUACUGGCUGAAGAUGUUCGACAGCUUCGCAGGUACCAUCGGUCUUGUCAUGGUCGCGCUCAUGGAGAUGAUCUCCGUGGUCUUCGUGUACGGCCAUGAAAAAUUCACGAAAGACAUCGAGGAGAUGACCGGAUAUAGGCCAGGGGCUUAUUGGCAGAUCACGUGGCGAUUUCUCGCCCCCAUUAUAAUGGUUGGAAUUCUCGUGUCUAGCAUCGCUUCCAUGUUCAUUAAGAAACCACAAUAUUCAGCAUGGAAUGCAACAUUGGGUGCGACAGAAUACACGAAUUAUCCCAGCUGGGUGCUGGGCAUCGCUGCGGUCAUUAUUUUCGCGGGUAUCGCGCCGAUCCCGAUUGUUUUUCUCCUACGGCGAUUCCAAUUGGUGAAACUCGAUGUGGACAUACAUCAAGGAAGCAUACGUCGUAUAGACACAACUGUUUCCACCAAAGAAAUGAUGAAUGAUGUCGACCUUGACGAAUAUCCCGAUCGACUCGAGGAUUUCCCGGAAGAGGAUGAGGAUGAUAUCAAUAGCGAUGACGAUGAUAAUGUCGCGCCGUCUAUGAGUAAAAUGGCCAAUAAAGCGAUGAAGGGUAGAGGUUUCAAGAUGGAAGCGAAAAACUAUAGAAGUACAUAAUCGACGUGACUCCUUCCGUUCGUUUGUGAGUUGUACCGAGUGUACGAGGUUAGUUUUCGGCAGUGGUUACACAUAUACAAAGACCAUAUAUUGACGUUUUAAAUUAUGAUCAGUAUUUGUGUAAACAAGUAUUUCGAUUUUAUGUAGCAGUAUGUAUUAUACGCUAUACGUAUGUAGAUACUUACAAUAUCAAUUAUUAGUUGGCGAAAACUUAUAGAAUUAUGUUUUGAAACAAUUAUUUGCACGAAUAUAUUUUUAUAAUUUUCAGAAACUUUAUUUUUAAUUGCAUAAAAAU